Dentiscutata erythropus is the source of this 1305-nucleotide messenger RNA. The record is from the annotation of a GenBank genome assembly. NCBI's taxonomy places the organism in Eukaryota, Fungi, Glomeromycota, Glomeromycetes, Diversisporales, Gigasporaceae.
AUGUCACAGUUAUAUGUCAUAAAAGAGAAUGACCUUUCAAAACUUAAAAACGCAAAGAACCAUCAUAACGGUCUCAUUACCAAUAAAUUCAAUAAUUCUUUACAAUAUUCAACCUCUCAAGAUAAUGAUCAACCAGAAAGGAAACUUGUCCUCCCGCAAGAAUAUCGGGUUUUAAAUAUUGUAACCGAAUAUAUGGAUGGUGGAGACCUUUAUACCAUCAUUCAAAACCAAAGGAGAAUAGGUAUUCUCUUUAAAGAAGAUCAAAUAUUGGAUUGGUUCGUUCAAUUAUGUUUGUCCAUAGAGAUCCUCAGUCCCGAAAUCCGUGAUAACAAAUCAUAUCCUUUUCUUUUUCCAAAAUCUGUUAAAUCUUCGCUUGAAAUUAGAAAACUUGUCUCAUCAUUACUGAAAAUAUAUCCGAAUGAUCGACCUUCUGUUGAGGACAUUCUACUUUUUGAAAAAUCACAGAACGCGUCACGAGUAACUCUCUCGUGCCAGGAUACUUCUUCUCAAAAGAAUAUGGGUGUAAUCCUGUUAGUAGAGUGUCUUAUGGUAAAAUUUACCAAGCAAAAACCGGCAGAGAUGAAUCUUAAUGCAUUAUCAUCAGAAGGAAAAUCUCAAGAAACACAAGUUUCUUCAAACGUAAAAAAAUCCGAGAAUCACAAAAAUAUUCAAAAGCCACAGAGUGUCGUACAUAAAUCACACGUGAAAGAAGAACCCAUACGAAAAUCUUUGGCAAAAAGUGUCAAGGCCAUAACAAACCAUAAUGACGGCCAUACUGAAACCGGUGAAACUAAAAACAAUAAUCUUAAAAACAGUCCCCAACACAAUAGUGUUGUGGAAUCUACAAUAAAUUCUAAUAAUUUUAAUAACAUCUCAUCAUCAAACGACAAGAUUGACAUUCGUAACAGCAAUUUUGGCAGUGAGAAGACUACUAAUGAAACAAGAAAACCAAGUCAAACUAGUACAUUAAAAAGAUCAACAAUAGUAACGUCAAAUGCAGUCAUGCUAGUAAAUGCAUUGCAAACAACAAAAAAUUCAUCGACAACUAUCGAACAAGCCGUAUCCGUUUCAACUAACAAUGCUUCCAAUGCACCAAAUACUCUGCCACUUCCCAUACCACCUUUAUCUCCAUCAAAAAAGGUUAAUUAUUCUAAUAAUGAAGAUAAUACCAAAAUAACCAUCACGUCAUCUUCACUUUUAUACUCAAUUGCUAGUAAAGACACGAAAAAGAAGUCACGGGAUACACCCUUUUCACUUAUUGAAGGAUUAAAACAAGAUAUUGAACAUUUAUUUAUUAGGAUUUGA